Ilex paraguariensis (yerba mate) is the source of this 1161-nucleotide messenger RNA. Lineage: Eukaryota; Viridiplantae; Streptophyta; Magnoliopsida; Aquifoliales; Aquifoliaceae. The record is from the annotation of a GenBank genome assembly.
AUGGAGAUGUCCAGGAGACAAUCUCCAAACCUCGCCAUCUUUCUCAUGUCCACUGUUCUCAUCCAACACUUCACCGUCGUACUAUCGAUCGGCGUCAACUAUGGCACCCUCGGCGACAACCUACCACAACCGGCCCAAGUUGCUCAAUUUCUCAAAGAAAAAACUUUCAUCGACCGGAUCAAGCUCUUCGACGUCAACCCAGACAUCCUCCGAGCCUUCGCCGGUACCGGAAUCUUAGUCACAGUCACCGUCCCCAACGGCGAAAUCCCCAACCUCACCGACGUUCGAUACGCUCGCCGGUGGAUUAAUGUCAACAUCAAACCGUUUUACCCACAAACUAAAAUCAACUACAUAGCCGUCGGCAAUGAAAUCCUCCAUUGGGGACCUCAAGAACUGAUAGAUAAACUCGUUACUGCUAUGAGAAGUCUUCAUCAUGCUCUGAGUCUCUCCGGUAUUAAUGAUAUUAAGGUCUCAUCGCCUCAUUCUCUGGGCAUACUCGCUUCUUCUCAGCCACCAAGCACGGCACGGUUCAGAUCCGGUUGGGACAAGGGAACUUUAGCCCCAAUGCUACAGUUUCAUAGAGAAACCAAGUCACCUUUCAUGGUGAACCCUUACCCCUAUUUCGGGUACAGUCCAAAAAUGGCGAAUUUUGCUCUUUUCCGGCCCAACAGAGGCUAUUUUGACAGGUUCACGAACAAGACCUACACGAACAUGUUUGAUAUGUUGAUGGACGCUGUGUACAUGUCGAUGAGGAGAUUGGGCUAUGGCGAUGUGGACAUUGUUGCAGCGGAAACUGGGUGGCCGUCGCUGGGUGAAACUUUUGAGCCACAGUGCACUGUUGAAAAUGCAGCUUCGUACAAUGGGGGACUUUUACGGCAUGUUAGCUCCGGCGCUGGUACGCCAUUAAUGCCGGGACGGAAGUUUGAGACCUAUAUUUUUGGAUUGUUCAACGAGAAUCAGAAAUCGGGUUCGUUGGCUGAGAAGAAUUUCGGGCUUUUCCGGCCAGACUUCACACCGGUGUAUGAUAUCGGAAUUAUGCGCGGAGGACCAGUCCAGCCUCACCCUACUCCAAGUCCAGCACUACCAGCAGCACCAUCAAAGGGCAAAAAAUGGUGUGUACCAAACCCGAAGCCAGCGACGCAGCAUUGCAGGCCAACAUAG